CCAAAAAUAUUUAAAAAUAUGAUUUCGUUAAGAUUUUUGAAUUUAGCUAAUAAUGAAUUCGUAUCGAUCCCAACGGAUUUAUUUAAUAUACCUCAAUUAAAUUUAAUCGAUUUAAGUCGUAAUGAACUGAUUUAUUUAUCAUCGAAUAUAUUCGAAGGGGAAGAUUGUGUUGUAGAAAGACUUAAUAUUGGAUCGAAUAAAUUAACAUACUUGGAAAAUGAUUUUCUAAAACGAUCUAAAUUAAAAUAUUUAGAUUUACGAAAUAAUCCAUGGCAGUGUGAAUGUUUAAAUGAAAUUAUCGAUGAAAUGUAUCGAUUGAAUAUGGAAUUUCCAAAGAGAAGGGAUUUUGAUGGUACUUAUCCAUGUUGUGUUGUAACGGAUAAUAAUACUUGUGUUCGUGAAACGUUUUUAAGUAGUGAUUUAUUCAAAAAAUGGCCUAAGGAUAGGAAUAGGCUUGAAUUGCUUAGUUUAGAAAUUUAUAAUUUCCGCUAUGGUUAUGGUACGUAACUUUUGUAUCGUAUAAAGGUUGGACCAUUUUAAUCGAUUAUGGCUGAUUGCUCGUUUUCUGUUUAACAAAUCAAAAAAUAACUUAAACAAAAGUUGUAGAGAGUUUGAUGGGGAAUCAUGUUUUUUUGGACAUAUUUAAUUAAGAUAAGAAAUAAAAAAACACUUUAAAGUAGAAAGUUGAUCCUCAUAAAAAAACUAAUAUAUUUUAAUUUAAACAUUUUUUCGAAAAACGUUAGCUUUCGGAGGAAAAAAAAUAUGUCAUUAUUGCAUUUAAUCGAAAGAAAAUAGGUAGACACAAGUUUUCAAGAAAAGUUGUAAAAGAUUAAGGAAAAUGAAAUAAACCGCUCACUUUUUGCUAAAUCCUGGUGGAAUGUAUACUUUUGGGUGUGA
Molecule: messenger RNA, 897 nt
Organism: Chrysoperla carnea
Lineage: Eukaryota; Metazoa; Arthropoda; Insecta; Neuroptera; Chrysopidae
Product: leucine-rich repeat-containing protein 3-like
Exons: 1
Source: RefSeq, a predicted model, not a curated record